This is a messenger RNA of Arachis ipaensis, 1620 nucleotides long. RefSeq lists its product as uncharacterized. Lineage: Eukaryota; Viridiplantae; Streptophyta; Magnoliopsida; Fabales; Fabaceae. The record is from RefSeq and is a predicted model, not a curated record.
AUGUCACGAAGGCAAGAUUGCACUGGUCAUCUAAGCGAGGAAUUUAAGAAAGGUGUUGUGGAAUUCAUAGAUUUUGUAGAAAGAAACCCGACAGUCAUUGAUAGUUUAGGUCGCAUUCUUUGUCCAUGCACAAAAUGUAAGAACAGACUUAGGGAUGAAAUAUUUUGGGUCGAAAAGCAUUUGUGUGAUCGUGGGUUUACGGAGGGUUAUAUAAACUGGACUGCUUAUGGUGAGGAAAGAUGGGUUGAACAGGACACAACAAAUGUUACCCAAGAACAUGAAGAGGAGAAUACAAAUCCAUAUGUAGACAUGGUUAUUGAUGAUGCAGGUGAUAACUUAAACGUAGUGGAAGGUUUAGAAGAGGAUCCAAAUCCAUCCGCGUCGAAGUUUUAUAAGUUGUUGAGGAGUGCUGACGAACCUUUGUGGGAUGGCUGCACCAAGCAUACAAUAUUGUCAGCUGUAACCCAGCUAGUUAACUUGAAGUCAGAAUUCAACAUGAGUGAGAGCUGUUAUAAUCGAAUGGUUGCCAUAAUCAAGGGCAUGCUCCCAGAAUCAGAGAAGUUUCCAGAAGAUUUCUACCGGUCAAAGACAAUGAUUCAAGAAUUGGGAUUAGGAUAUGAGAAAAUUGAUGCUUGUCCUAAUCACUACAUGAUAUAUUAUAAAGAAAUAAGUGACAAGAUUAGUUAUGUAGCAUGCACAAUGUGUGGACAUCCACGAUUUAAGCCAAAGGCAGGGGAUACAACUAAUAGUAGUAGGGAUGUGCCAUACUCAAUAUUAAGAUAUUUUCCUAUUACUCCAAGGCUUCAACGUUUGUUUAUGUCUAAAACUACUGCGCAAUAUAUGAAGUGGCAUGUGGAUGGAGUACGCCAAGAUGAAUCGGUGAUCACACAUCCGGCUGAUGCUAAUGCUUGGAAACAAUUUGAUGCCACCCAUGAACUAUUUUCCCAAGAGUCUAGAAAUGUUAGGCUUGGACUUUGCACUGAUGGUUUUAAUCCAUUUUCUGGCUCGAAGACUCCAUACUCAUGUUGGCCUGUGUUUGUCACACCUUACAAUCUUCCUCCAAGUAUGUGCAUGAGAAGAGAGUACAUAUUCCUCAGUCUUUUGAUCCCUGGACCGAAGUCUCCGGGAAAAAAAUUAGAUGUUUAUCUUAGACCACUGAUUGAUGAGUUAAAGGUUUUGUGGGACAAUGGUGUUACUACUUAUGAUGCAUGGGAAAAGAAAAAUUUUAACAUGAAGGCAGCAUUAUUGUGGACUAUAAGCGAUUUUCUGGCUUAUGGAAUGUUGUCUGGUUGGAGCACACACGGUCGUCUUUCUUGUCCGAUUUGCAUGAAGAACACUAAAUCAUUUCGACUACAACACGGUGCUAAACCCUGUUGGUUUGAUUGUCAUCGACAGUACUUGCCUGUUGGUCAUGCAUUUCGUCGUGAUCGGUACUCUUUUAAAAAGUCAACCGUGGAAAACUCUUUUCCACCGAAACGAAUGAGUGGAGUUGAAAUCUUAAGUGAGUUAGACAAACUCGAAGAAGCUAACUUAGGGGCUAAUCCGAGAGGAAAAAAGGGUGACUUUGGUACCAUUCAUAAUUGGGUGAGAAAAAGCAUAUUUUGGGAGUUGCCUUAUUGA